AUGACGAACAUAACACAUCAUAAUCAAAAAGCAACUGAAAAAGUUGAAAAUAACUCACCAACACAAAACCAGCAAUAUAUGAGUUCAAACAUUACAAGAAAAAGAAGAGGAGCAAUAAGUAGCGAGCCAUUAGGGGAUCAACCAGCAACCCCACUUCCAUUAAUUCCAAAAACUGCUGAGACACAAAAACGUUUAGAACAAGCCCUUUCAAAGAAUAUUAUGUUUAACCAUUUAGAAGAAGAGGAAAGAAAUACCAUUUAUUCAGCAAUGGACGAGGCACUUUAUAAAGCUGGUGAUAUAAUUAUUAAACAAGGUGACGAAGGUGAUCUUUUUUAUGUAGUUGAUAAAGGAAUUUGCGAUAUUUAUGUUAGUACAAAUGGUUCCACCCCUACAUUGGUUAUGGAGGUUUUUGAAGGUGGUAGUUUUGGUGAACUCGCUUUAAUUUAUGGUAGUCCAAGAGCUGCAACUGUUAUUGCAAGAACUGAUGUCAGAUUAUGGGCAUUAAAUGGAUCAACAUAUAGACGUAUUUUAAUGGACCAAACAAUUAGAAAAAGAAGACUAUAUGAAGAGUUUUUAGAAAAGGUAUCAAUACUUCGUCAUAUUGACAAAUAUGAAAGAGUAUCAUUGGCAGAUGCAUUAGAACCAUGUUCUUUUCAUGAUGGUGAAGUAAUCGUUCGUCAGGGGGAGCCAGGUGAUAAAUUUUAUAUAAUCGUAGAUGGUAAAGUUAAAGUUACACAAGAAACGACCCCAGGCGAUCCAUCAACCACCCAGGUUGUUUCAGAAUUAAAGUCUUCGGAUUAUUUUGGUGAGAUUGCAUUGUUAACAAAUAGACCUAGAGCGGCAACUGUAACUUCGGUAGGUAAUACAAAAUGUGUCGAAAUGGAUAGACAACGUUUUAAUAGAAUUUUGGGUCCAUGCGAAAAUAUACUCCGUAGAAAUAUUGAAACUUAUAGCCAAUAUAUUAAUAAAAUCUCCGCUUCACCAACUCUUGCCUCUCAAAAAAUUUAG
Molecule: messenger RNA, 1008 nt
Organism: Dictyostelium purpureum
Lineage: Eukaryota; Evosea; Eumycetozoa; Dictyosteliales; Dictyosteliaceae
Gene: PKAR
Product: cAMP-dependent protein kinase regulatory subunit
Exons: 2
Coding region: 1-1008 (335 amino acids)
Biological process (GO): regulation of protein phosphorylation
Cellular component (GO): cAMP-dependent protein kinase complex
Molecular function (GO): cAMP-dependent protein kinase regulator activity
Source: RefSeq, a predicted model, not a curated record